AUGAAAUUUAACGUUCUUACUAAAUACCGUUUUCCGUUUCUGUUUCUAUUCACUGUUCGCAAGGGCUAUAACUGUUUGUUUUCCAUUUCUAGCCCAUUAGUGCACUACCUCGGGUCAUCAAUCAUAUGCUUCACUGCACUGUUUGAAUCGGGAUCUAAUGCAAGGAAAGUUUACUUCAUGAUUUUUGAGAGAGGGCCACAAGCUUUUGUUAAUGGAUCAGUUAAACUCAUGCGUGAAGCUGUCACUGAAGGAUCGGCAAUGCAAAACCUUUACCAUUCUGCAUCCGUUUACAUCUCUGAAAGGAUUGCCGUCUUAUCUUCACUAAGGUGCUCGCUUGCUGCUUUUCUGGCUCAGUUUUAUGUAGAUGUUGACAAAUGUGGAGAGGAGUUGGUAAAAGAUCCAGAGAAGUCAUUUUCCUCAAUAGCAUGCACUCUUAAUAGCUUAUUUUCUAAGUUGGAGGCAUCAAUUGGCCAUCUUCAUAUGUUGCGUCAGAGCAGUUCUUCCAUUGAUGAAACCUAUUCCUUUGCUCUACUAUUUGAAAGAUUGCCAGAACUCAAUCAGGAAGAGUCUCAAUGGACAAAUUCUGAAAUUAAUGAUUCUAUCAACUUGGUUUGUCAGAAUCUACAGGAACUGGACUCUUACUUAGCUUUCAUGGUAGCUAAACAUAAAAAACCAAGUAAAGUAACUCGUUACUGGAUCCGGUAUACCUGUGGUGCAGUUGGCCUUUCAGUUUGUUCUUUUUGGCUCCUACGACAUAGUCGUCUGAUGGGAAGUUCUGACAUAGACAAUUGGAUUCAUGAAGCAAGGGAGUCUACAGUUAGCUUCUUUAAUGACCAUGUUGAGCAACCGCUUUUGGCAAUUAGAGAUGAACUUUUGGAUACAUUUAAGAAAAGACAAAAAGGUGUGAUGGAUAUGGAGGAAGUGCACUUGACUUCAGAUUCUCUCCACAGAAUGUUAUUGGCCUUCAGUGAGGAAACAAAAGGUAAAAAAUUCCCAGAGAAUGCAUCAGAUAAGGAAAUGCUUGAGAUUGUUAUGUUAAGGUAUAUGAAAAUUAUUCAUCCUAUCCAGAAUCUUCUCCAUGGAGAGCUUGCUCGUGCUCUGCUCAUCCAGGUUCAGAAGCUGAAACUAGAUGUUGAGAUGGCAAUGCUUGAACUGGAUCAGAUUCUCAGAGCAAAUGAAAUCAACUUUGCAAUCCUAGCUGCCUUGCCAGCAUUCUUUCUGUCUCUUGGUCUGAUAGUAGCUGUGCGUGCAUGGUUUAGACAGGAUACUAAAGCGGAAGGCAGGGGGAGAAUCGCUCGUAUCCAAAGGAGGCUACUUAUUGUGGAGGUUGAGAGAACAAUUUUGCAGUACCAGGCUUACCUUGACCAAGGGCUGGAAAACGAUGCACAAUGCAUGUUCGGGCUGUUGAUUUAUUGUCUAGAUCGCUUAUACAAUUGUGUCAGAAGACAUGCAGAGGCAGCUGGUGAAUGACAAUGCUUGAAACAGGAUAUAAUUGAAUUGGGAAAGCCUGGUCUUCAAACUUCUCACAAGCUAAUCGUGACGGCACGAAUGGAACGCUUGUACGACUGUUUGCUUCCUUCCAUAAAACGCCAGUAGAUCUUUACCUUUAGUCCGAAGGGCUAAUGCAAAAUUUCC
Messenger RNA from Hibiscus syriacus, 1635 nucleotides. Its product is annotated as protein DGS1, mitochondrial-like. The transcript is spliced from 14 exons. Gene Ontology annotation, cellular component: mitochondrial outer membrane. The record is from RefSeq and is a predicted model, not a curated record. NCBI's taxonomy places the organism in Eukaryota, Viridiplantae, Streptophyta, Magnoliopsida, Malvales, Malvaceae.